AUGGAGCUGCGAUUUUGGCAUUUCCCGCAGCCCAUAGGAGACCCCUUCUCCACGGGGCAGAACUUUCGAAAGGAGAAGGUGUUUGCCUUGUCCGCAGCCCAGAGGAGACCCCUUCUCCACGGGGGAGAACUUUCGAAAGGAGAAGGUGUUUGCCUUGGCAGCGCUUCGCUCCGCAGCCUGACCUUUCACUCACACGGCCGGGGCGGGGGUCCCCGUGCCCCCCCUCCCCCCCCGGGGGACGGGCACCCGGUGUACGGCUACUCGGCGCUGGGCGGGCAGCACCCCGCGCUCUCCUACCCCUACUCGCAGGUGCAGGGAGCGCACCCCUCCCACCACCCCGCCGCCGACCCCAUCAAGCUCAGCGCCGGCACCUUCCAGCUGGACCAGUGGCUGCGGGCCUCCACCGCGGGCAUGAUCCUGCCCAAGAUGCCCGACUUUAACUCCCAGGCGCAGUCCAACCUCCUGGGCAAGUGCCGCCGGCCCCGCACGGCCUUCACCAGCCAGCAGCUGCUGGAGCUGGAGCACCAGUUCAAGCUCAACAAGUACCUCUCGCGGCCCAAGCGCUUCGAGGUGGCCACGUCGCUGAUGCUGACCGAGACGCAGGUGAAGAUCUGGUUCCAGAACCGGCGCAUGAAGUGGAAGCGCAGCAAGAAGGCGAAGGAGCAGGCGGCGCAGGAGGCCGAGAAGCAGAAGGGGGGCGGCGGCGAGGACAAGGGGGAUGAGGACCUGCUGCUGCCCGCUCCAGAGAAGAGCGCCGGCAGGAGGAUGCGGGAGCUGCCCGACAGCGAACCUGAGGACGAGGAAGAGGAGGAGGAGGAAGAGGAGGCGGCGGCAGCGGCCGGGAGAUGCUGCCCGUACCACUCCUCCGACUGUUCCGAGGCGGACGAGGAGGACACGCAGCCCCGGGGCCGGCACGGAGCCCCGGCGCAGCCCCAGUGAGCUCCCCGCACGCCUCGGUCCCGCCGCUCCUGGCUGGCACCGGUCCCGCUCCCCCUUGUUCUGAUUUCUCCUUGCUUGGAGAGGGAUGGAGAAGAGGAUCCUCCGCAUGCCGGGCGGGGAAAGAGGAUUUAUCGCGAAUACAGUGUUAUUAUUGACUGAAAACCAGACAAAACUUGAGCUCCCCCACCUCCCAUCCCUGCCCUCUGGAAGCGCGUUCCUUUUGUUGAGUAUUGGAAAUGUUUUGUUCUUACUAUAUAUCGGGAAAUCUGUUUAUGUCAUGAACGUUAAAACUGCUGGAAAUCUCAAUACUGUCUUUAUUUUUGUAUAUUGUAUUUAUAAAAAGAAAAAUUACCUCUACUUAU
Molecule: messenger RNA, 1301 nt
Organism: Ficedula albicollis (Collared flycatcher)
Lineage: Eukaryota; Metazoa; Chordata; Aves; Passeriformes; Muscicapidae
Gene: MNX1
Product: motor neuron and pancreas homeobox 1
Exons: 5
Coding region: 1-939 (312 amino acids)
Biological process (GO): regulation of DNA-templated transcription; spinal cord motor neuron cell fate specification; central nervous system development
Cellular component (GO): nucleus
Molecular function (GO): DNA-binding transcription factor activity, RNA polymerase II-specific; sequence-specific double-stranded DNA binding
Source: RefSeq, a predicted model, not a curated record